CGUCUUUCUCUUCGACGCAACUCAGAGGCUCUGGGGGUCGCCAUGGGCCGCCGCCCCGCUCGCUGUUACCGGUAUUGCAAGAACAAGCCGUAUCCGAAGUCUCGCUUCUGCCGAGGUGUCCCUGAUGCCAAGAUCCGCAUCUUUGACCUGGGUCGGAAGAAGGCAAGAGUGGAUGAGUUCCCGCUCUGUGGUCAUAUGGUGUCUGACGAGUGUGAGCAGCUCUCGUCCGAAGCCCUGGAGGCCGCCCGCAUUUGCGCCAACAAGUACAUGGUGAGAAGCUGUGGCCGAGACGGCUUUCACAUCCGGGUGCGGCUCCAUCCGUUCCACGUUAUCCGCAUCAAUAAGAUGCUGUCCUGUGCCGGCGCCGACAGGCUGCAGACGGGCAUGCGAGGCGCCUUUGGGAAGCCCCAGGGUACGGUGGCCAGAGUCCUCAUCGGCCAGGUCAUCAUGUCCAUCCGCACCAAGCUUCAGAACAAGGAGCACGUGAUUGAAGCCUUGCGCAGGGCCAAGUUUAAGUUCCCUGGGCGCCAGAAGAUUCACAUCUCAAAGAAAUGGGGCUUUACCAAGUUUAAUGCUGCUGAAUUUGAAGACAAAGUGGCCGAGAAGCGCCUCAUCCCGGAUGGGUGUGGAGUCAGAUACGUCCCCAGUCGUGGCCCUCUGGACAAGUGGCGAGCGCUGCACUCUUGAGGUCUUUGACAGCCCAGCCAGCUUUGGCCAUGUUGGUCUGACUUUUGCUCACCAAUAAAUUUUAUUUACUGGCAAAAAAAA
Molecule: messenger RNA, 768 nt
Organism: Hippopotamus amphibius kiboko
Lineage: Eukaryota; Metazoa; Chordata; Mammalia; Artiodactyla; Hippopotamidae
Gene: RPL10L
Product: ribosomal protein L10 like
Exons: 1
Coding region: 43-687 (214 amino acids)
Biological process (GO): ribosomal large subunit assembly; translation
Cellular component (GO): cytosolic large ribosomal subunit; ribosome
Molecular function (GO): structural constituent of ribosome
Source: RefSeq, a predicted model, not a curated record